This is a messenger RNA of Cadophora gregata, 984 nucleotides long. RefSeq lists its product as uncharacterized. Gene Ontology annotation, molecular function: nucleobase transmembrane transporter activity. The coding region runs from base 1 to 984 and encodes 327 amino acids. The record is from RefSeq and is a predicted model, not a curated record. Lineage: Eukaryota; Fungi; Ascomycota; Leotiomycetes; Helotiales; Ploettnerulaceae. Gene Ontology annotation, biological process: nucleobase transport; transmembrane transport. Gene Ontology annotation, cellular component: plasma membrane. The transcript is spliced from 2 exons.
AUGCCUAUUUUUGGAAUGACAUUGUUUAUUUGGGCCUUGGUUGCUGCCAAAGGAUUCGGUCCUACCUUUUCCAAGGGCACCAAUAUUAUAGAUGGCACACCCGUGGCAGUUGUCUUCUUUCAGUGUGUAACGACCACUAUUUCACCGAAAGCCACGUUGGCUUUGAAUAUGCCCGAUUUUACUCGAUAUGCCAAGUAUCCUCGUCAGGUGUUCUGGACACAAGCCGUUGGCCUCUGCGUUCUGGUAACUCUUUGCGGCAUCCUCGGAGUGACAGUGACAUCUGCUUGUCAAGAAAUAUAUGGUGUCACAACUUGGAAUCCUCUUCAGGUUUCUCUUCUCUGGGAGAACCGCGCAGCCCAAUUCUUCUCAGCUCUCUGCUGGAUGUUCGCAGUCAUCGGAACGAACAUUUCAGCCAACUCCGUCUCCUUUUCGAAUGAUCUUUCACUCUGGUUCCCCACAUGGAUUAACACUCGAAGAGGUGCCUAUGUCUGUUGUAUAAUUUCCAUUGCCGCCACGCCAUGGAACAUCCAGUACAGCGCUGCAUCAUUCUCUGCCUUCCUGGGCGGAUACGGGAUGUUCCUUGGUCCCAUUGCAGGGAUCAUGAUGGCUGAUUUCUGGUUCUUGCGGAACCGGCACCUGAAUCUUGCGUCCUUGUACCGCCAUCCCGAUAUCUACAGCUUCUUCCAUGGUUUUAAUCUCCGAGCAUUCCUUGCUUUCGCCUGUGGCAUCGCUCCGAACCUUGGAGGGUUGGCCCGAGCUACUGGUAACAUGAGUGUGCCAAAGACCGCAUCAUACGUGUACAGCUUGAGCUGGCUUAUUGGGACAGUGGUCUCGUUCACCAUCUAUAUAAUUCUGGGAAAGAUCUGGCCGAUGGAGGAGAAGUUUGACGAAGGCCAGGUUGUGGAUGGCGUGGACGAGUCAAGCCUGGGAGUUAGUGACGAGGAGGGCAAGGGAACUGGGGAGAGUAGGACAAAAGCACUCUGA